Messenger RNA from Durio zibethinus, 2449 nucleotides. RefSeq lists its product as uncharacterized. Gene Ontology annotation, biological process: peptidyl-threonine phosphorylation; peptidyl-serine phosphorylation. The record is from RefSeq and is a predicted model, not a curated record. NCBI's taxonomy places the organism in Eukaryota, Viridiplantae, Streptophyta, Magnoliopsida, Malvales, Malvaceae. Gene Ontology annotation, molecular function: ATP binding; protein serine/threonine kinase activity.
UUAAACCCCUCGUCGGAUAAAGUUUCACAACGGAAAGCCAAAAAGAAAAAAAGAAAACAGAACAUGCAGAAACUCAAAGAUGGUAUUUUGCUGGCGUUAUUUUCCACUUUUGACCCUCCAAAUUUACUUACUUUUCCCACUUACAAAUCCCAAAGUCAAAAAAUACUUGAGACACAGAGAACUGUUGUUCUUCUUCUUGUUUUUGUUGUUUUCCGUUCAUGGAGUUGAGCUUUGAAGUGGAAGUUGUGAUAGAGUUUUUGAGGAAAAAUGGAUUGAAAGAAGCUGAGAAAGCUCUUCAGGAAGAUAUGAUGGAGAAAAAUGAAGAAGAAGAAAAAGAAAAAGUGGGUGCUUUUGAUUCUGAGAAGUUAUUGUUCCCCAUGCUGCAGCCGGUUAGGAUUCCGGCGACAUCCCGGCGAUCGGAGGUGGAUGAGAAAGUGAAGUCCAGUGAUGGGUCGGAUUCAGAUGGUGAUGAGUUUGUCAGCUUGAGGUCUUCUAUUAGUGAUGUUUGCUCUUCAGACAGAUUGUCCCAAUUUGGAACAGCACGCGAGUAUCCUGAUUUCAACAUUCAGAAUGACUUGUACUUGGACAAGUUUGUCACAACUUCGGAGACCAAUAAGCAACAUAACAAAUCAAAAGGAUUUCAAACAGAAGAAGGAAUUGAUUACUUGGACAAGCCAUGCCGUUUUAAUAUGGUCAGCAUAAAUGGGGAAAAUGAUAUUCAAGUGAUGGAUUAUUAUCAUUUUGAUAAAUGUAAUGGGCUUGAAGGGGACAUUGAACCGGAGUUGAAGAACUGUGCUUAUGGUUUUUCACUCCCACUUUACAAAAGUUGUGAGGGACCAGGUCUUUAUGAUGAAAAUUCUGUGAAGUUGAGCUACAUGAGCUCCAAAGAAACUGAUUCGGAUGAUCUUCAGUUAAAGGCUGCUGGAGACAUUAGCGCAGAUUAUAAUAGAGCUUCUGAACAUGAAUCUAACCAGAAUCUUUACUCUGCCAAAAGGGGUUCAAACGAUUGGAUUGACGGGUUUAAAGGUGAUUCUGACUUGGUGCACAAGAUUGCCGAGAAAGAUUUGUUACUCAAUUAUGGAGUUGAAGAUGAAGAAGACAAUGGAGAACUUAAUGAAUCUCAGGUUGCUGCAGAUGAAGAGGGUGAUGCUAUGGAUGAAGUUCGGAUGUACUCUAAUGAGGAUGAAUAUGAAGUAUUCCAUUUGCGAAUCAUUCAUAGGAAAAACAGGACUGGAUUUGAAGAAAGCAAGGACCUGCCUAUUGUGCUAAAUACCAUCAUUGCUGGAAGAUAUUAUGUAACAGAAUACUUGGGUUCAGCUGCUUCUAGUAAAGUUGUUAAAGCUCAUGAUCUUCUUAUGGGAAUAGAUGUUUGCCUGAAGAUCAUUAAAAAUGAUAAAGAUUUUUUUGACCAGAGUUUGGAUGAAAUUAAACUUCUAAAGCUUGUUAACAAGCAUGACCCUGGAGAUGAGCACCAUAUUCUGCGUCUCUAUGACUACUUUUAUCAGCAGGAGCAUCUGUUCAUCGUAUGUGAACUCCUUCAAGCAAACUUGUAUGAAUUUCAGAAAUUCAAUCAAGAAUCUGGUGAUGAAGCUUAUUUUACACUCAGUAGGUUGCAGGUCAUAACUUGUCAGUGCUUGGAGGCACUUGAUUACUUACAUGAUUUGGGAAUUAUUCAUUGUGAUCUAAAGCCUGAGAAUAUUCUAAUCAAAAGUCAUAGAAGAUGUGAGAUAAAGAUUAUUGAUCUUGGAAGCAGUUGCUUUCGGACCGACAAUAUAUGCCUAUAUGUUCAAUCUCGUUCCUAUAGAGCUCCAGAAGUCAUCCUAGGCCUCCCAUAUGACCAGAAGAUUGACCUGUGGUCUCUUGGAUGUAUCCUUGCCGAGCUAUGUUCUGGGAAAGUGCUGUUUCCAAAUGAUGCAAAUGUAACGAUCCUUGCUCAGAUGGUUGGAACGCUAGGCCCUAUUGAUCUGGAGAUGUUGGAGAAUGGGCAAGAGACACACAAGUAUUUCACAAAAGAAUAUGAUCUGUACCAUAUAAACGAGGAGACAAACCAAUUAGAAUACAUUAUCUCUGAGGAGUCUUCACUUGAACAUCAUCUUCAAGUUUCCGAUGUGGGGUUUAUCGAUUUUGUUAGACAUUUGCUUCAGAUGAAUCCUCAAAGGCGUCCGACUGCUAGGGAGGCACUAGAACAUCCAUGGCUGUCUUACUCAUACUAAACCAAAACUCCUUCGAUUGCUCGAGCAAUAUCUUAUGAGCUGAAUGCAUUAGAACAUCCAUGUAUAGCAACAGCACUUAUCACACUUCAUAUUGAUUCACAUUUUUUCCUGUACAAAACUCUUUCCCCAGUUCCCCCUGUACUUUGUUGGGGCUGUAAAACACAAGCCCUUUGUUUCCAGUGACAAGAAAGUUACAACAGAAUCGUUUAGUUCAUUGAUUGGAAUUCUUUAUGCCA